Molecule: messenger RNA, 3675 nt
Organism: Leguminivora glycinivorella
Lineage: Eukaryota; Metazoa; Arthropoda; Insecta; Lepidoptera; Tortricidae
Exons: 15
Coding region: 271-1722 (483 amino acids)
Source: RefSeq, a predicted model, not a curated record
ACGACUUGCCGACCUUUGAGAACCCCAAAUACCUGCUUCUCGAAGAACCCCAUAUCAUAGCGCAAAGGAAACACCUCAGAACACACAUUUUUUUCUUCACUCAAAAUUGGAUUGGUCUUUUCUUAUUGGUCGACACGCCGAAGGGUUGCACAUGCGUGGUAGAGGACGACGCCAGUGAUUGUCAGAACGCGGUACUCUGUCACAGAGGGUGGUCGUGUUACGCGUCGCUCGCGAACUUAGCAUCGCGCGGAAAUCGUAUUAACCGGUAAAAUGGCGGCGUCGUGGAUUUUAGCUGUGGCGCUGCUAGCCAUAACUUCACCGGCGAUGUCGGCUCCCGCUGCUCAACACGCAGAUGGUGCGCGGGAAAUGAAACCGGAUGUGCCUGUGGAAGAACUAGAAAAAUUAAAGGCUGCUGAACCCGGCAAGGUGGAACAAUCUUCGCAUAUUGAAUAUCACAGUCUUGAUGCAGUAAAAGCCAACGGCGAACUGAUCUCUCGACUAGAGCAACACGCCUCGGCAGACGCGGCGCCGGGUGAGAAGCCCGUCGUCCACGCUCAGGCGAAACUGGACGUCCCGUCCGAAGGCGUUCACCGCACCAUGUUGCAAGAGGGUUCGCAUGUCAGCGUGGUUGACGCAACUACGCCCGCUGGGGAGGAAGUCACCACUAAGGUGUUCCACGGAGCGGCUCGCCUAGUACAGCCGGGUACCGCCACCAACCAGAAGGACGGCCACACCGCCAUCAGGCGUGCCUUCAACGCCGACAUCACAAAGGAAACUAAGAACAAUAUUGACCAUUACGCUUCGUACGCCGGUGUUCAGUACUCUCCUCUCGACAUGGCAGAGUACGUGUUCUGGACUGGUGACGAGCGCGGAGUCACCGCGGCCAUCGAGGAGUUCCUACAGGAGGGAAUGAUGUCGAAGGAAGAAGCUAUCGCGUUCCUUCAGGAGAUCAAAUUCAACAUUGAUUAUCUUCGAGCACACUACUCCCAGAACAUCCGGGCCGAGGAAACAGCCCAGCAGGAGAAGCUUAGGAGUCUGCUAAUGGAACAAGCUAACAAGGACUACCAAUACCGGCCAAUGUCCCUCCAGUCGUUCCCGUUCGGGAACAGCCCGGAUAUCGUCCGCUCCAUCGCGAGCAAGAACUGGGAGCUCAACAACAACCUGUCACCCAUCGCGCUGCCUGCCGAACUUAGGCCUGACCCCGUCAAGCGGUUCGAUCCUAUGCUGCAGACUAACAUCAUCGGCACAUCUGACUACGACCGCGAUGGGCCUGUCAUCACCGAGGAGGAAUACGAGGAGAUGAUGGACAAACUGAAAGCGGCAGACACUCUUUACACCGAGUACACACUUGAGGAAAUCAUCUACCAGCUCGCCAAGAUGAUGUUCUCCCAAUCGCUGUCCCGCGACCCAGCGACGGCCCGCGCCGCCACGCAGCGCUUCAUGGCGUUCCUCGAACGAGAAGCUGAGCGAGGCCAACUCUCGAGGACUAUUGAGAAGAAAGUGCUCGACGUGAUGAUCGCCGCGCUGACUGAUACCAUCGGAGACCACCCCGAGCUGAUGCAGGCGCGGGACAACCUCGGCAUCAACCCCGCUAACCGGCUGAUGCGGCAGUUCCUGGAGGCGAGCUCCGCGGAGCCGAGCAUGUCGCGCGCCAUCCUGGCCGCCUACAAGGACGAGCUGCUGAAGGGCCCUCCGCACAAGUUGGGCUUCCCCGCUAACUAAACCCCACAGGCGCCACAACAAACCCGUGCUGACGACUGUACAGUUUACUUUUUUGGGUUGUAUGAGUUGUAUCAUCUGAUUAGUUCUGGCUUUUCAGGAUGUUUGAAAAGUUUUUUUUUAACAUGUUCUGUAUUGUUCUAGUUUUUAAGUAUCUAAGGCCGGCAACAGACGAGUCUUAAUUUUCAUAAUCUUAAAAAAAAAUUGUAUGCAAACUGACACUGACAGAUCUGUCAGUGUCAGUUUGAACUGUCAAUUUGCAUACAAAUUUUUUUUAAGAUUAUGAAUUUUUAAGACUGUCUGUGUCAAGCCUAAUUUGGGUAUCGUAUUAGAAGAUUAUUUUAAGUCAAUUUUAAACGUGUUUAAAACACUUUGAUUUUUAUUGUUACAAUUUUCAGUUAGUGUCCUAUCCUAUGAAAUUGAGAUUGUUACAUAUUAAUUUAACUUUUUUUUUAAAUAUUCGUAACGUUAAGGGUAAUAUAUUACAAAAUAUAUUAUAGAUGGGCAUUAAAUUAACCAAAUUAGCGAUUUAUUACUAUAUCUGACUUACUGUCUGAAAUACAUAUAUAUACAAAUAUAUUUUAAUCGUUACAUUUCUCAAGAAAUCAAUAUUUCGGCAGCCAAAUGCUCAAAGUAAUUAUUAACUAAAUAAAUGUUAUGCUUGCUGUCUAUGGAUCUAUGGAAUAUAUGUCUAUGGAUCUAUGGAAUAUUAAAAAAAUAUCAAAUACAUCAAUUUAUUUCCAUACCCAAUCCACUUGUAUUGAUGUAAUUGUAAAUAUUUCACCGCUAUAAAUGUACUGAUAUAAUGAUUUCAUUUAAUAAUUUGAACAAACAUAAGGAUAAGAGAAUCAAUGACAUAUAAUAUUAUGUACCAAAGAAAUACCAAAUAUAAGAUUUGAGCUAAAGGAAGAGAUUUUAUUAAAAUAUAAUAAAAUUGUUAAUGUUUACGACGCGCGUAAUAAAUGUUUAAAAAAUACGUUUUUGUAUUAAAAGAUAAAUAGUAUUAUUUAGACGUAGCUUUCAGUGUUUUAGUAGUGGAUAUCCUUGUUUAGCUUUAUUUUACUGAAAAAUUAUCUAGUUUAUAAUUUAAUUUAAGUACUAUUGUAGCAUAAGGAGAUAUGGUAUAAUUAGCUAGUCAAAUAUUCUUCAUAUUUUUCUACAGCAUACCUACAACUUUUAGAGAUGUGCAAUUGAUUCAGAUUACAUAUUUAAAUAUUUAAAAAGGUCUUCCCUUAUAGAUUAGAUAAAAUUGUAACUAUGCCCGUCGAAUAGAAUAACGAAAUCUCAAAGAUUUAAAUAUAUUUACUGUAGUAUUUAAAUUGAGUAAUGGUUCUAUAUAGAAGAUUUUAAUCGCUUGAGUCCCUGUAGUGAAAUGCAUAAAUGUAAAAACAAUACAAAAACUCUAAUUCACGUUGAUAGAAUAGUGAAUUGGAAUCCAAAAACUAGCCAAUAUGUAUUAUUUCAUUCAACUACGCGUUUUAUAAGCAAACGGGGUUAUCCCCUAAAAAGUUAUCAAAACUUUCUUGCUUUUGCCCCAACACAAUAGCUUUUUCUACCAUACCUAUCUUCGGCAUAUCAAAAUUAAAGAAACAUAUCCCUAGAUUGAAUUUAUUUUUAAUAACAAAUCAUUUUUACGCAGCAAAGCGAAUUAAUCCUAUAUUAGGCAAAAACUAUAUUAAUGUAUUUGAAGGAAUUGCACAUCACUAAUAUCUCUCUCUCCUAAAUACAUAAAACUUAUGUACUUCAUAAAGAACAUAUUUUGUAAAAAUAGAUUAGAACCAUGUCUUUCUAUUAGAAUCACAAAAUACCCUAUUUACCUACCUACUUACGGUAAGACUUGAAAUAUAUUAAUCUGCAUUGUUGAAAAUAAUGCUAUGUUAGUGAUCGGCAAAAUUUAUUAUAUUUAUAUUAUUCUUUGAAAUAUAUUGUGGAUUUAAUAAAAAAGUUUAAAUGUCA